AUGAAAUAUUCAAGUCUCCUUGUUGGAGCUCUACUACAAACUACAGCCUAUGCUGCCGACCAGAAUCUCCGCCGCACUGAUGUGGAAAGCAAACCUCUUGAGAAACCAAACAAGGAGGCUCCUCACAAACAUCAGCCUCGGGGGGCAAAGUCAUCAGAUACGGUGACAUACUUUACCAUGGAAGGAAAGACCAAUAUGAAAGUAAAGAAAGAAAAGAAGGAAGGUACUCAUGAUGAGGGCGAUGGAAGAGAAAGCCGCAUUGUCGGUGGUAGCCAAUCUGAUCCUGGAGAAUUCCCCUAUUAUGUGGAUCUGGGAGGCUGCGGUGGCUCCUUGAUUGCCCCCAACGUUGUCUUGACUGCCGCACAUUGUGGUAGCUACCAAGGGGAGAGUGUUGUUGUUGGAGCGUACCGUUACGAUUCCACUGCCAACAACGCCGUUCGCGUAUCCGUCUCUGCCGACGUCCAACACCCGAACUACGAUGACUUUACCGAAGCCAAUGACUUUCGAUUGCUACGCCUGGCACAAGAUGUUACCAUUGGUGGGUCAAGCGUCGUCCUUUCCAUCAACGAACAAUCCUCCCGUCCUUCCAAUGGCGAAGACUUGACUGUUUUGGGGCUCGGAAUAACCUCCGAAAAUGGUAGCGAGGCAAACAUCCUGAGAGAUGUCGUAGUUCAAGCCAUUCCCACCAGUACUUGCAACCAGCCAAUCAGCUACGGUGGAGAUAUCGAGGACAAUAUGUUCUGUGCUGGAGUGAAUGGAGGGGGCAAGGACAGUUGUCAUGGAGAUUCGGGUGGCCCAAUUGUCAUUCGCAAUGGCAACCAACACGUCCAAGUCGGUGUUGUAUCUUGGGGAGAUGGAUGCGCCCGACCCAACAAGCCAGGGGUGUAUGCUCGAGUGAGCAGCGCGUUCGGAUGGAUUGAACAAGUCGUGUGUGAUCAGUGGAACGUCAAUGCCGACUUUUGCGGUGGAGGUACUACUCCAACGCCACCCAGCCCCACUCCUCCAAAUCCACCACCACCUACUCCAACAUCGCCUGGUCCUACUCCGCCACCACCCUCUCCAACUCCACCAUCAAGCCCCACACCCCCGUCUGGUGGUGGUGAUUGUCCAACGGGCGAGAUGGAGUUUGAUUUCACCAUUCGCACCGAUGAAUGGGGAUGGGAGACUUCUUGGGAAGCCACACGCUCCAGCGGUAGCAAGGUCGCAAGUGGAUUGAACUAUCAGUCGAAUCGAACCUACCGCAAGAACAAAUGCAUCCCAGAGGGAUGUUACACAUUGACUAUCUUUGACGACUACGGUGACGGACUCAGCUCGGAUGGUAACUACGAGUUGAAAGUCAAUGGUCAAGUUGUUGAGUCCAAGAGCGGUUUCGAUUUCGGAUACGAACGGUCUAUUGAUUUUGGAUCCUGCAGUGGUAGUGGCGGCGGCGGUGGCUCUGGUGGGGGCGGUGGGGGUGGAUCAUCCUCUUGCUUACCAAUCACUUUGAACCUUCGAACCGAUGAUUAUGGCUACGAAACCGACCUAUUCCUGCUCACGGAUAGGGGAAAUCUCGUGUGGAAUGCCAAUGGUUUCGCCGACAACAAGGAUUAUCAAUUCAGCACGUGCCUGGACAACAGUGAGUGCGCAACUUUGGAUAUCUUUGACGAGUGGGGAGAUGGUAUUGCAUCUCCAGGGUACAUCAAGCUGGUCGUGGACGGCACGACCUACUUCAAUGGUGGUGACAUUGGCGGAGGCAUAGUCUUUCGCAUCGGUGGAAAUUGCUAA
Molecule: messenger RNA, 1764 nt
Organism: Cylindrotheca closterium
Lineage: Eukaryota; Bacillariophyta; Bacillariophyceae; Bacillariales; Bacillariaceae
Source: the annotation of a GenBank genome assembly